CUUAUUUCAUUGUCCAAGCAACAGUUUUUUCCCCCAAAUUAUAUAAAAAUUAUCAAGUACUCAAAAAUUCAAUCAUAAUUUAAUGGUUUGAUAAGGAUUAACAAUAAAGGUAUACGACACACACGUCUAUAAAUCCCGGGGCUAAGUUUGCAAACCACAAAAAAUUGAGGGCCACAAAUGAUUUUUAAAGAUUUCGAGAAGACAGAGACAGAGAGAAGGAUUCGUAUAAGGCAAAAGCUUUCAAAAACUCUUUUUUCCAUAUAUCCUUUCUUCUAUCUGUCUCUCUCUCUUUUCGACCGGAUCGAUACAGAAGAGAGAGAUGGAGAGAGAAGGAGAACCAACAAUCGGCGGCGUUGCUCCGGCGGUUCCGUCGAAAUCAGCAGAUCCGGGAAAUUCUCUGAGCUUUUGGGAGGUCACGGCAGCUUCCGGCGUCGUUGUAGGCUUUCUAGUGGGACUUGUUUGCGUGUAUCUCACAUUGCCUCAAUCUGAUUACAGUUUCCUCAAGCUACCUCGUAAUCUCGAAGACCUUCAGAUUCUCAGAGACAAUCUUGAGAUUUACACAAGUGAUUACACAGUUCAAGUUCUUGUUGGGUAUUGUCUGGUCUAUGUAUUUAUGCAGACAUUCAUGAUCCCUGGAACCGUGUUCAUGUCUCUGCUUGCUGGUGCUCUCUUUGGAGUAUUCAAAGGAAUGGCUCUUGUUGUCUCCACUGCAACAGCUGGUGCUUCCUCUUGCUACUUCCUCUCUAAGCUUAUUGGUAGACCUUUAAUCUUCUCGCUUUGGCCCGACAAGCUCGUAUUCUUCCAAGAUCAGGUUGCGAGAAGGAAAGAUGGGUUGCUGAAUUAUAUGCUGUUCUUGAGACUAACACCAACAUUGCCUAACACGUUCAUUAAUGUUGCUUCUCCAAUUGUUGAUGUUCCUUACCAUAUCUUCUUCCUCGCUACAUUCAUCGGUCUGAUCCCUGCUGCUUAUGUCACUGUCCGGGCUGGGAUUGCUCUUGGAGAGCUACAGUCAUUGGGAGAUCUCUAUGAUUUCAGCUCGAUGGCGACUCUGUUUCUCAUCGGUGUGCUCUCAGUGACUCCCACUUUGAUUAGCAAGAAAAAGGCGUAGUAGAAGAAGAUCAAUGGAAACAUAACACAAAGCCUUCUCAUGAUGACGAUGAUGAGCGAAUUUCAAAAAGCCUUAUUUGUGUAUAUAUCAUUUAGAAUCCUAGGACCAGUCACCAAUAUCAAAACCCACCUUUUCUCUACAUGUUCUUAGUAAUUCAAAAAUCAAAAUGUACUAGAAUACAUCUCAGACGGGUUUCAUGGGCCUUUUGACAAUAUGUUUAUGGGCCUAGUUUAUAACCAAAAUUAUCCAUAAAAUUGGUCUGAACCUGAAAUUUUCUUUGCUUGGGUUUCAA
Messenger RNA from Thlaspi arvense, 1400 nucleotides. The record is from the annotation of a GenBank genome assembly. NCBI's taxonomy places the organism in Eukaryota, Viridiplantae, Streptophyta, Magnoliopsida, Brassicales, Brassicaceae.